CGCUGCCGCUGCCGCUGCCGCCGGAUGGCGAGGCUGCGGGACUGCCUGCCCCGCCUGGCGGUCACGAUCCGCUCCCUACUCUUCUGGUCCCUGGUCUACUGCUACUGCGGGCUCUGCGCGUCCAUCUACCUGCUCAAACUUUUGUGGAGCAUCGGCAGGGCACCCGCGCAGACCUUCCGGCGGGUCGCCCGGGAGCAGCCCCCCGCGUGCCUGAACGACCCUUCGUUGGGUACCCACUGCUACGUGCGGAUCAAGGAUUCAGGAUUAAGAUUUCACUAUGUCGCUGCUGGAGAAAGAGGCAAACCACUCAUGCUGCUGCUUCACGGAUUUCCAGAAUUCUGGUAUUCUUGGCGUCACCAACUAAGGGAAUUUAAAAGUGAAUAUCGAGUUGUAGCUCUGGAUUUGAGAGGCUAUGGAGAAACAGAUGCGCCCAUUCAUCGAGAGAGUUAUAAAUUGGACUGCCUAAUUACAGAUAUAAAGGACAUUUUGGACUCUUUAGAAUAUAUCUUACGACAUCCUUCCCAGCUGUUCAAAUCCAGUUAUUACUUCUUCUUCCAAUUACCAUGGUUCCCAGAAUUUAUGUUCUCAAUAAAUGAUUUCAAGGCUUUGAAGCAUCUGUUUACCAGUGACAGCACUGGUAUUGGAAGAAAAGGAUGUCGAUUAACGACAGAAGAUCUUGAAGCUUAUAUUUAUGUCUUCUCUCAGCCUGGAGCAUUAAGUGGUCCAAUUAACCAUUACCGUAAUAUCUUCAGCUGCCUGCCUCUCAAACAUCACAUGGUGACCACCCCAACAUUACUUCUGUGGGGAGAGAAAGACGCAUUUAUGGAUGUGGAGAUGGCUGAAGUCACAAAGAUUUAUGUUAAAAACUAUUUCAGGCUAACUAUUUUGUCAGAAACCAGUCAUUGGCUUCAGCAAGAACAACCUGACAUAGUGAACAAAUUGAUAUGGACAUUUCUAAAAGAAGAAGCAAGAAGAAGGGAUUGACUUUUCUGUAUCUUUUAUGUGGGUUCUGUAAUGAAAUCUCUAGAUAAUUUUUAAAUUAUUAAUUAUUGUCAAUAUUGUCCAUCAAUUUCUUUAAGCUUUAUUAGGAGAAAAAAAAAAACUCAGUAUGCUUUCUCAUAAAUGUCCUGACAAAUGCUAUUGGAAUCUGAGAAUGUGUGACCAUAUAAUGUGAUACUGAUUUUCUUCUGUUAUGUUUUGCACAGAAAAGCAUCUGCCUUAAAAUGUAACAAUUCUACAAAAGAAAGUUGGAAAAGUGGCUCAAUUUUGUUUUCUUGCUUUCUUUACCCUGUCAACAUAUGGUGCCUUUACAAAUGUAUAUUAAAGAUUAGCUGUGCCAUAUAAAAGGCAAACCUGAAAUGGUAUAAAUUUUUAUUUUAUUGUUCAGAAGUUCUUUUUACUCUUUUUUAACCAUUAAAAAGUUCUAUUA
Molecule: messenger RNA, 1429 nt
Organism: Condylura cristata (star-nosed mole)
Lineage: Eukaryota; Metazoa; Chordata; Mammalia; Eulipotyphla; Talpidae
Gene: EPHX4
Product: epoxide hydrolase 4
Exons: 6
Coding region: 25-984 (319 amino acids)
Molecular function (GO): hydrolase activity
Source: RefSeq, a predicted model, not a curated record